GCUGUUCGAUUAUUUUAAGCUGUUUACUUUUAGCGAAAUGGAUGAAAUUCUGUUUCCAACGCAAAAUUCACUAAGUGACAACGAUGAUGUCGAUUUAAAGUUCUUUAACACAGCCACCGAAAGCCGGAAAGAUAGUGAGACAUCCGACACGGCAGAGGGCAAUGAUGCCGAUAGCAAGGAUGCCAAAGCAGAUGCUGAUGCGGACGGUGACUCCGGCGAGCCCUCUCAAAAGAAACUAAAAACCAAAAAGGAGCUCGAGGAGGAGGAACGAGAACGCAUGCAGGUGCUGGUGUCCAACUUCACAGAAGAGCAGCUAGAUCGGUAUGAGAUGUAUCGCCGAUCCGCCUUUCCCAAAGCCGCGGUCAAGCGUCUUAUGCAGACCAUAACCGGCUGCUCGGUCUCACAAAAUGUGGUCAUAGCAAUGUCUGGCAUAGCGAAGGUGUUUGUGGGCGAGGUCGUGGAAGAGGCUCUGGACGUGAUGGAGCAACAGGGCGAAUCGGGCGCACUGCAGCCCAAGUUUAUACGCGAGGCCGUGCGACGCCUGCGAAGCAAAGGACGAAUGCCCAUUGGACGCUUCCAGCAACCCUACUUUAGACUAAACUAAACAGUAGGAUUAAGUUUGUAGCUCUGUAACCGCUAGAACCUAAACUAAUCGUGUGCUCGUGCCUCCGCCUGCAUGGUCUGCAGCACAAUAUGCGGAACCAGAUGCGAGGAGGCAUAGUUGAGUGGCACUGUGGCCAGCGGCGCGCUGCCAUCGGAAGGAAAGUUGAGCUCCUGCGCCAUGGGCAUAUCCCGAUCGAUCACAUCUUGGGCAAUCAGGGUUUUUGUCUCCUCAUACUCCAUGCCCGCCUCUGGCUUGGCGCCCAUCAGCAGCUUGCCCCGCUGCACGCCCAUAUAUUGCGUCGCCUUGGCAUUUAGCGGCAACUGGCCGCAGGUGUCCGCAUGCACCUUGCGAUGUGCCUGCAGGUUUGAGAUGCAAGUGAAGCGCUUGCCGCAAUUAUUGCAAAGGAAACGUUUAAUGCCCGUGUGUACAGUCAUGUGCGUCAACAGACUCUCACGGUACGGAUACUCCUUGGGACAGAGCUGUAAAAGAGCGUAUAAAAAAAAAGUUAAAGUAAA
Messenger RNA from Drosophila montana, 1119 nucleotides. RefSeq names its product TATA-box binding protein associated factor 11 (gene Taf11). The record is from RefSeq and is a predicted model, not a curated record. Gene Ontology annotation, molecular function: protein heterodimerization activity; transcription coactivator activity. The transcript is spliced from 4 exons. NCBI's taxonomy places the organism in Eukaryota, Metazoa, Arthropoda, Insecta, Diptera, Drosophilidae. Gene Ontology annotation, biological process: transcription initiation at RNA polymerase II promoter; RNA polymerase II preinitiation complex assembly. Gene Ontology annotation, cellular component: transcription factor TFIID complex; nucleus. Bases 38 to 604 code for a protein of 188 amino acids.